AUGCCAGCGCUGCUGGCUCUGCCUGGGAAGGCUCCCGGAGCUCUGCAAGAGCUUUACCAUAAGCCUCUGCCUGGCCUGGCCACGUUCUGGCAGGUUGGGAUGGACCAGUUUCAGAAGGAUGAAGUCAUGUGGGAUGAUGUUUUCACAGUGGGCUUGGGCUGCAAAAUCAAAGCCCUACGUGCCAAGACCAACACGUACAUCAAGACGCCGGUCAGGGGCGAGGAGCCCGUCUUCAUCGUGACCGGGAGGAAGGAGGAUGUGGAGAUGGCAAAGAGGGAGAUCCUCUCGGCCGCCGAGCACUUCUCCAUGAUCCGGGCGACGCGCAACAAAGUGAACGGGCUGACGGGAGCGAUGCAGGGACCCCCCAACCUGCCGGGACAGACCACCAUCCAGGUGAGGGUCCCGUACCGGGUGGUGGGGCUGGUGGUGGGGCCCAAAGGAGCCACCAUCAAGCGGAUCCAGCAGCAGACUCACACCUACAUCGUGACGCCCAGCCGGGACAAGGAGCCCGUCUUUGAGGUGACGGGCAUGCCCGAGAACGUGGACCGGGCGCGGGAGGAGAUCGAGGCACACAUCACCAUGCGGACAGGCUCCUUCAUCGACGUCAAUGCCGACAAUGACUUCCACUCCAAUGGCACUGACGUCUGCCUGGACCUGCAGGGCAGCACAUCCAGCCUGUGGGCCAAGGCCCCCCACCCUGCCCGCCGCCCCGCGGGCGCCCUGCGCAACGACAGCCUGAGCUCGCUGGGCAGCACCUCCACCGAGUCCUUCUACAGUGGGCGGGUGCCCGACGCCAGCCCCACCCGCCCCUACAGCACCAGCAGCGGAUGA
Chaetura pelagica (chimney swift) is the source of this 831-nucleotide messenger RNA. RefSeq names its product mex-3 RNA binding family member D (gene MEX3D). The transcript is spliced from 4 exons. The record is from RefSeq and is a predicted model, not a curated record. Lineage: Eukaryota; Metazoa; Chordata; Aves; Apodiformes; Apodidae. Gene Ontology annotation, molecular function: RNA binding. Bases 1 to 831 code for a protein of 276 amino acids.